CCAUAAUUCAGCGCUACGGAGCUCUUUCUCUCCACUCGCGUUGCCUAUGAAUCCUGCAACAGUACCGAAAAUCAUCGUCACUCCCACUUCACCACACCCUUCCACGUUCUUCCCGGAGCUCAAGCAAUGCAAAACCUCAAGAGACAUAAAGCCUUUCCAUGCCAGAAUGAUCAAAACCGGACUCAUUCACGACCAAUUAGCAGCCGCCGAAAUUCUCCGCUUCUGUGCCCUUGCCGAUCGCGAUAUUGCCUACGCCAACCUCAUUUUCCAACAAAUGGACACACCCAAUUGCUUCUCUUGGAACACAAUCAUCAGAGCUUUUUCCGAAGGCGGAAACGAAGAUGAAUCUCUGCACGCCUUGUAUCUGUUCGUGGAAAUGCUUCAGAGUGAUUUCGUUCAACCCAAUCGCUUUACAUACCCGUCUGUUCUCAAGGCGUGUGCUCAAUUACGUGGCGUCAGAGAAGGAAACCAGAUUCAUGGAAUGGUAAAGAAGUUGGAUUUAGAACAUGAUGAGUUUGUUCUUAGUAAUCUUAUGAGGAUGUACGUUGUCUGUGGAGAAAUGAACCACGCUUCACUUCUGUUUGAUUCAAGUGUGGAAUUGAUUAAAGGAAAUGUUGUUUUAUGGAAUGUAAUGCUUGAUGGGUUCAUCAGACUUGGCAAUCUAGACUCCGCACGUAAGCUGUUCGACGAAAUGCCUCAGAGAAGUGUUGUAUCUUGGAACUCCAUGAUCUCUGGUUAUUCACAAAAUGGGUUGUUUAAGGAAGCCGUUGAUUUAUUCAGGGAUAUGCAGACUGAAAAAAUAAAGGUGAAUUACGUUACUUUGGUCAGCGUUCUUCCUGCAGUUUCGAGGCUCGGCGCGAUUGAAUUAGGAAAGUGGAUGCACUUGUACGCCGAUAGGAACAACAUCCAAAUCGACGAAAUCCUCGGUUCUGCGCUAGUUGACAUGUAUUCGAAAUGUGGAAAUGUGGAAAGGGCUAUUGAAAUCUUCGAGAGCCUUCCAAGAAGAAACGUGAUAACUUGGAAUGCCAUAAUCAAUGCUCUUGCCAUUCAUGGUCGAGCCGAAGAUGCACUCGAUCACUUUCGAAGGAUGGAAAGUGAAGGAGUGGAGCCGAAUGACGUGACCUACAUUGGCUUAUUAACUGCAUGCAGCCACGCGGGGUUAGUCCAAACCGGAAGAUUGGUUUUUGAUCGUAUGAUUAAUCAAACCGGACUAAAACCUAGGAUCGAACACUAUGGUUGUUUCGUUGAUCUCUUAAGUCGCGCGGGACUUUUGGAAGAAGCGGAAGGAAUCAUCUCGAAUAUGUCUAUUCAACCCGACGACGUGAUUUUUAAAACCCUUCUCGCCGGUUGUAAAAUGCACAAGAAUAUCGAGAUGGGUAAACGAAUCGCUGAGCGAUUAAUGGAAAUGGUCCCGAACGAUAGUGGAUCUUACGUUGCGUUGUCUAAUAUGUAUGCUUCUUUAGGAAAUUGGGAUGAAGUUUCCAAAGUUAGGUUGAUGAUGAAGAAAAUGGAAGUGAGGAAAGAUCCCGGGUGUAGUUGGAUCGAGAUUGAUGGCGAAAUUCACGAAUUUUUCGUGGAAGAUGAAGCGAACGCGAUGGACAAAGAGAUUCGGUUAAUGUUGGGUGAGAUGUCGAGGGAAUUGAGUUUACUCGGUUACACCCCUGAUACGACGCAAGUGUUGUUGAAUGUGGACGAGGAAGAGAAGGGUAGUGGUUUGAAUUAUCACAGUGAGAAGAUGGCGAUUGCGUAUGGAUUAAUCGCGAUGUCCCCGCAAACGAUAAUUCGAGUGGUUAAGAACUUGAGAAUUUGCGACGAUUGUCAUGCAUCGAUCAAGCUUUUUUCGAGGAUUUAUAAUCGGAAAAUAAUUGUGAGAGAUAGGAAGAGGUUUCAUCAUUUUGAGAAUGGAGUGUGUUCUUGUAUGGAUUAUUGGUAAAUUUGUAUAUUUGUUUUUUGUUUCAAAGUGUCUCCAAUUUAAAUUC
Impatiens glandulifera is the source of this 1979-nucleotide messenger RNA. Its product is annotated as pentatricopeptide repeat-containing protein At5g48910. Lineage: Eukaryota; Viridiplantae; Streptophyta; Magnoliopsida; Ericales; Balsaminaceae. The record is from RefSeq and is a predicted model, not a curated record. Gene Ontology annotation, molecular function: zinc ion binding; protein binding; RNA binding. The coding region runs from base 47 to 1933 and encodes 628 amino acids. The transcript has a single exon. Gene Ontology annotation, biological process: RNA modification.